UAAGACUGCCGGUACUAUGUUAAAUUACAGUGAUGAGAGUGGACAUCCUUGUCUUGUUCCUGACCAUAGAGGAAAGGCUUUCAUUUUUCCCCAUCCAGGAUGAUAUUAACUCUGGGUCUUUCGUAUAUGGCCUUUAUGAUGUUGAGGCAUCAGUGUCAUUCAAAGAUGUGACUGUGGACUUCACUCGGGAGGAGUGGCAGCACCUGGAUCCUGCUCAGAAGACUCUCUACAUGGAUGUGAUGUUGGAAAACUAUUGCCAUCUCAUCUCUGUGGGGUGUCACAUGACCAAACCUGAUGUGAUCCUCAAGUUGGAACGAGGAGAAGAGCCAUGGACAUCAUUUACAGGUCAUGCCUGCUUAGAAGAAAAUUGGAAAGAGGAAGACUUUUUAGUGAAAUUCAAGGAACACCAAGAUAAGUUUUCUAGAUCAGUUGUAUUCAUCAACCACAAAAAACUGAUUAAGGAAAACAGUAAUGCAUAUGAAAAGACAUUUACUUUAAGCAAAAACCCUGUUAAUUCAAAAACUCUACCUCCUGAAUAUGACACUCAUGGAAAGAUUUUUAAAAAUGUUUCAGAAUUAAUCAUCAGUAAUCUAAGUCCUGCAAGAAGAAGACUUAGUGAGUAUAAUGGAUAUGGGAAAUCACUCCUCAAUACUAAAGCGGAGACAGCUCAACCUGGAGUCAAAUCCCAUAAUCAACGUGGCAAGGCUGUCAGUCAUAAUGAAGUACUUAUGCAAUAUCAUAAGGUGGAAACUCCAGCACAGUCAUUUGGAUAUAAUGACUGUGAGAAAGCCUUCCUUAAAAAGGGAGGCUUAAUUACACAUAAUAGAGCUUACAGAAGAGAAAAUCCAUCUGAGUAUAAUAAAAGGAGAAGAACAACCAAUAUUGAAAAAAAACAUACAUGCACUGAAUGUGGGAAGUCCUUCUGCAGGAAGUCAGUAUUGAUUCUGCAUCAGGGAAUUCACACAGAGGAAAAACCCUAUCAGUGUCAUCAAUGUGGAAAUUCAUUUAGAAGGAAGUCCUAUCUCAUUGAUCAUCAGAGAACUCACACAGGAGAGAAACCCUUUGUUUGUAAUGAAUGUGGAAAGUCCUUCCGCCUAAAGACAGCCCUCACUGAUCAUCAGAGAACACAUACAGGGGAGAAAUCAUACGAAUGUCCACAGUGUAGGAAUGCCUUCAGAUUGAAGUCACACCUCAUUCGUCAUCAGAGAACUCAUACAGGAGAGAAACCGUAUGAGUGUAAUGACUGUGGGAAGUCCUUCCGCCAGAAGACAACACUCUCUUUACAUCAGAGAAUUCAUACAGGAGAGAAACCCUAUAUUUGUAAAGAAUGUGGGAAGUCCUUUCAUCAGAAGGCAAACCUUACUGUACAUCAGAGAACUCAUACGGGGGAAAAGCCCUAUAUUUGUAAUGAAUGUGGAAAAUCUUUCUCCCAGAAGACAACCCUCGCUCUUCACGAGAAGACUCAUAAUGAGGAGAAACCCUAUAUUUGUAAUGAAUGUGGGAAGUCCUUCCGCCAGAAGACAACCCUUGUGGCACAUCAGAGAACACAUACAGGGGAAAAAUCCUAUGAAUGUCCUCACUGUGGGAAGGCCUUUAGGAUGAAGUCAUACCUCAUUGAUCAUCACAGAACUCACACAGGAGAGAAACCAUAUGAAUGUAAUGAAUGUGGGAAAUCCUUCAGUCAGAAGACAAAUCUGAAUCUACAUCAGAGAAUUCAUACAGGGGAGAAACCCUAUAUCUGUAAUGAAUGUGGGAAGUCCUUUCGCCAGAAAGCAACUCUCACUGUACAUCAGAAAAUACAUACAGGACAGAAAUCCUAUGAAUGCCCUCAGUGUGGGAAAGCCUUUAGCAGGAAAUCAUAUCUCAUUCAUCAUCAAAGAACUCAUACAGGAGAGAAACCAUAUAAAUGUAAUGAAUGUGGGAAGUGCUUCCGCCAGAAGACAAAUCUCAUCGUACAUCAGAGAACUCACACAGGGGAGAAACCCUAUAUUUGUAAUGAGUGUGGUAAGUCCUUCAGUUACAAGAGAAACCUCAUUGUCCAUCAGAGAACUCACAAGGGAGAAGACAUAGAAAUGCAAUAAAUGAUGUGACUUCUUUGUAAAGCCUAUCCAAGUUAUUGUAAAACUUUAGUUUAAAAAAAAAAGCAUGCUAAAACAUUUUAAUAAGGUAAUUUUAAUCACAAAUGUAAUAAUAGUUAAAGUACCAACUACAUAACUACUGUUUACUAGCAUAUAUAAUGGGUAUGAUCAUUGUUAUUGAACUCUAUCAGAAAUGAAGCUAAUCUUUAAGUUUUCAAGUUCUGUUGACUCAGUUUAUUUUUUUAAAAAGUACUUACAUGCAGAGGCAAUUACAAAAUGGUCAUAAAAUCAAUUUUUAUAAAAGAAAGAAAAUAUGAAAUAUAUUUCUCCUUAUGCUCUGGAAUAAAAAAGUUGUUACUUCCCCAAAGAUUACCAAGUACCUGGCUUAUAAUGUCAUGAAGUAGUCUUUGCAUGUCUUUAAACUUUGUUUUAUCAUGUGUCAUGAAUUUUUUUGUGUCUUGUUUCACUCUACAUUUUUAAGAUUCAUACAUUAUUGCAUGUGGCAGUAAUGUGUUCAUUUUCAUUCUCUUUACUCUUCAUUUUAAA
Molecule: messenger RNA, 2624 nt
Organism: Callorhinus ursinus (northern fur seal)
Lineage: Eukaryota; Metazoa; Chordata; Mammalia; Carnivora; Otariidae
Gene: ZNF567
Product: zinc finger protein 567
Biological process (GO): regulation of immune system process; negative regulation of transcription by RNA polymerase II; regulation of cytokine production
Cellular component (GO): nucleoplasm
Molecular function (GO): DNA-binding transcription repressor activity, RNA polymerase II-specific; RNA polymerase II cis-regulatory region sequence-specific DNA binding
Source: RefSeq, a predicted model, not a curated record